UGAGCGCUUCAAACGCAGGCGCUCCGGGCAAACCUGUGCAGACUCACGUCUGGCAGACUCAACCGACUUUCUGAAGGACUAACGCGGACGAAACGAAAAUGAAAAGGAAUCACGAUUUUAGCUCCUCGGACAGCGAGCUGGACGAAACUAUUGAAGUGGAGAAGGAGAGCGCAGACGAAAAUGGGAAUAUGAGCUCUCCUCUCGGCUCCAUGUCUCCCACCACAUCAACUCAGGUGCAGGCUAGAAAAAGGCGCCGAGGAAUUAUAGAGAAACGGCGCCGCGACAGAAUCAAUAACAGCCUGAGUGAGCUGCGUAGGCUGGUUCCCAGCGCGUACGAGAAACAGGGUUCAGCCAAACUGGAGAAAGCGGAGAUCUUGCAGAUGACAGUUGACCACCUCAAGAUGCUCCAUGCAGCUGGAGGCAAAGGUUACUUUGAUGCCCAUGCCCUGGCCAUGGACUACCGUGGCUUAGGUUUCAGGGAGUGUCUGGCUGAGACUGCCCGCUAUCUGAGUAUCAUCGAAGGCUUGGACAGCGCAGACCCUCUGAGGAUCCGUCUGGUGUCCCACCUGAACAACUACGCCAGCCAGAGAGAGGCUCACUCCGGUCUGAGCCACCUGGCGUGGGGCUCCGCUUUUGGAUCCCCUCCUGCCCACCUGACGCACCCCCUCCUCCUGCAGCACCAACAGGGGACGCCGUUGGCGCCUCUGCCCCGCAGCACCACCAGCAGUCCGCAAACUCCCCUGUCGUCCGCGUCUACUUCAUCGCCCUCCUCUUCCUCUUCGUCCUCGUCCUCCUCGCUGGUCGCAGAGACUCACGUCCCGGGCAGGCGCAGCGGCAGCGCCACCCCAGACCAAGGUCCGAUCCGGGUUCCCUCCACCUCAGCUGCUCCCACCACCGUCCUGCACCCCGCCUUGGUUCCCUCGUCAGCGUCCAAGCUCUCGCCUCCUCUCCUCUCCUCCCUCUCAGCGUUCCCCUUCGCCUUCAGCGCCUUCCCCAUCAUCUCACCCACCACUGGCAUCACCCCCCCGGCCCAGACUUCCAGCGUGGGCAAACCCUACAGACCCUGGGGCAUGGAGAUAGGAGCGUUCUGACUGAAAUGAAACUCUGAAUACAGACUCACUUCACAGCUGAGCUGGACUCAAGGACAAGACUUUAUUUUCCCCGCUAAGAAAGUGCUAUUUUUUUCUAAGAUGUUGACAUCCCACAGAGGAUAUAGAUAACGCGUUUCUAUUCUCUUUAUUGUUUUGUAUAUAGAAGAAAAGCGGUGAAGAGGGAGACCACGACUAAAAGACAACGAGAGUGAUUUAUUGUGUUGAUUGAUCUCGGUUCCUGCCUUUAGAAGUUUCACCCGCUGUAGUCGGCCUGUCAGGGAUGGCUUUUCCAGAUGGUCAAGCAGUCGCCGUCUGACAAGUUCCUGGGUGAAAGUGUUGGUGCCCUGGUUACAGGGAGGAAGAGGAGGAGGAGGAGGAGGGGGUUGAGAGUCACCCCCUUUUUACAGCAUUUUAUGGGGUGGAAUAACUGAAACCAGGUGUUUGUUUCACUAAACACUGGGAACAGAAGUUGGCUGAAAUAAAGUGAACCCUGAUUUGCCCACAAGCUCCUGCGCUCAUAUGGUGCUCUAUUGUCUUCCCCCAAGUUACGUUUCCUCUCCACAGUAAAUUCUGUCCUUAACAAACAACACUUCACAUAUGUUUUACCAGUUUUUUUGUUGUUGUAAUGUACAUGAUUUUUUUAUCAACUAGUCUCCAAGUUAUUUCCUUGUAUUUGCUCAGCAGGAUUGUCAGUGAAUAAUCUUAGGGAGUUCAUCUUUAAAAGCAAAGCGAUACAACCUAUAAAAAGUCCAGGCAUUUAUAAAACACCAGUGCAUCUUUUUUUUUUUUUCCACCUUACACGUUGGUGUCUGCUCGCGAACCUCGCUGUGUAUAUUUUAUGGUUGUACAAAGCACAAACUGUCAAAUCAGAUUUCUCAGCUUGUUGUCGCCUCGUGGUAAUGACAACUUCCCUGCAAUAAAAAGACUUCUGAUAAAUUA
Molecule: messenger RNA, 2030 nt
Organism: Mugil cephalus (flathead mullet)
Lineage: Eukaryota; Metazoa; Chordata; Actinopteri; Mugiliformes; Mugilidae
Gene: hey1
Product: hes-related family bHLH transcription factor with YRPW motif 1
Exons: 5
Coding region: 99-1091 (330 amino acids)
Biological process (GO): regulation of transcription by RNA polymerase II; anterior/posterior pattern specification; Notch signaling pathway
Cellular component (GO): nucleus
Molecular function (GO): RNA polymerase II cis-regulatory region sequence-specific DNA binding; protein dimerization activity; DNA-binding transcription factor activity, RNA polymerase II-specific
Source: RefSeq, a predicted model, not a curated record